Messenger RNA from Nanorana parkeri, 996 nucleotides. It is a transcript of the gene VPS26C, whose product is annotated as DSCR3 arrestin fold containing. NCBI's taxonomy places the organism in Eukaryota, Metazoa, Chordata, Amphibia, Anura, Dicroglossidae. The record is from RefSeq and is a predicted model, not a curated record. Gene Ontology annotation, cellular component: endosome. The transcript is spliced from 8 exons. Gene Ontology annotation, biological process: intracellular protein transport. Bases 60 to 953 code for a protein of 297 amino acids.
GCGCGGCUAGUCAUGUGACUUUCUUCUUCCAUAGGCGGCUCACUGGGCAGAGAGAGGAGAUGGGGACUGUGCUGGAUAUCAAGAUCAAGAGGGCCAAUAAAAUCUACAGGGAGGGGGAGGUCUUGUCGGGAGUUGUGGUGGUGAUGAGUAAGGACAACGUGCAGCAUCAAGGCAUCUCCCUGACCAUGGAGGGAUCUGUUAAUCUGCAGCUCAGCGCCAAGAGUGUCGGUGUGUUUGAAGCCUUCUACAAUUCGGUGAAGCCAAUUCAAGUCAUCAGCAACACCGUAGAGAUGGUGAAGCCGGGAAAACUUCCCAGCGGCAAAAUCGAAAUUCCCUUCGAGUUCCCCCUGGUGAUAAAGAGCAAUAAGGUCUUGUAUGAGACGUACCACGGGGUGUUCGUCAACAUCCAGUACUCCCUCCGCUGUGAUAUGAAGCGAUCUCUGCUGGCAAAAGACUUGACGAAAACAUGCGAGUUUAUCAUCCACUCCCAGCCUCAGAAGACAAAGCUGAGCCCGAGUCCUGUGGAUUUCACAAUCACACCCGAAACAUUACAGAACGUGAAAGAGAGGGCCUCUCUGCCGCGGUUUCUCAUCCGCGGUCACCUGGACUCCACCAACUGCCUCAUCACACAGCCUCUGACGGGGGAGCUGAUCGUGGAGACAUCGGAGGUAGCCCUCAAGAGUAUUGAGCUGCAGCUGGUACGAGUUGAGACUUGUGGCUGUGCAGAAGGCUAUGCCAGAGAUGCCACAGAGAUCCAAAAUAUCCAGAUAGCAGAGGGUGAUGUGUGCAGAGGUCUCACGAUCCCCAUCUACAUGAUAUUCCCCAGACUGUUCACAUGCCCAACCUUGGAGACCACCAACUUCAAAAUAGAAUUUGAAGUGAAUAUAGUCGUGGUUCUCCAGGACGACCAUCUUAUUACAGAGAACUUCCCGCUCAAGCUGUGCCGAGUGUGACAUGGGCAUCUUAUACGGACAUCAUCUGAUCACUUUGAGAGAU